UCCGUACACAUACUUGAUGUUGUCAGUGCAGUUGCUUCACUUUGCUCUUUCACUACUAUCCCAUUAACUCUGACACUGAAGGCCCAGCCCGAUUUGACUCCUCUGUUGACUGAACCCUCCGUGAAGAUCACAGCAUCUCCAUGUUCGCUAUUCUCUUCUGUCAGGUUUCAAUUUCAGCGUUUGUAGCUCCAAGUGGCCAGUUGCGACCUUCUCUACCCUAUGUUGCCUUCACUGUUGUGUACUAUCCGAGCGCAUCUUUGACCCCCACCCAAUCCCUGCCUCUCCUGAUGUCUUGCAUCUGACAGCACUCGUUGAUGGUGUUCGUGGCUUGAGUCAUCCAUUCUGUGCCCCUCUUUAGCCUUGACGUCAUUUGCCGUCCCACUUUCUUAUGUAGAGGGUUCGUCUCGUCUGCGCUGACUCGUAGAAAGGCUUGGGCUUGUGCCAGUUUGUGCCUCUCGUCUGCACUCCAACCUCAUGUAAAAGUAAACUUAACCUCCCUCCAUUUGGGAACUUCUUUGACCUAGAAUGCCCUUCAGGGGUCACCGCUUAUAGUGGGACCAGAUCUGCUCACAACGAUGUCAUACGCAAAAUAUGGUUUUAACUUGUUUUAAGAAAAGGGGAUCGAAAACUAUAUACUUUUACCAAUCUUAUGCAGUCUUCAGGGUGAGAUGUCCACUCAGCAAUGCCCUCUUGAGAGACAUGAUACAAGACCACAAGCUAUCUUACAUGUUUGUAUACAGUCGACAUUGUUUAAGACGGCCACCCAUUAUCGGGGAGAGAAAGCGGUUAUCUUAGAGAGGUGAACACAGUGUCAUUAUAAUGUUAAAAAUGCGCAAGUUGGGAACGGGGAUGUAGCCGUUUUUACAGGAGGUUCGACUGUACUCUAUGAUUUCCAUACAUCAAUGUGGCGCAGGUGGUUCUAAAUUUGGCUUGUGGCUCGCACUUGGAAUGCAGAGUCCAAAUUGUCCAGUCUUUAGUCGAUUUUAGCGUUUGUUAUAAAAUCACACUGAAGUACAUGUGCAACAACGAUAGUUUGGCACCGGUAAAGAAGACAGACAGGAAAAAGAAAUGUAGAAAAGCAAUCUUUUACACCCAUGGCAACUUCCAUCCAUUCACAUCAUGUCCUUACAGAUCAGCGUCUUGGGUGUAAUGGUCCGGCUUUUCGGCAUUACUGGCAUGAGGCGUAUGCUUUAAGUUCGGGGGGACAGUUUAAAAAAAAAAAGUCAGUAUCUCGUCUGUCUGCUGAGAUGAUGUGUCAAAUUCAGCCCUCGUUAGCCUGAAAAGGCAGGGUCGAAGCAGGUUGGCUCACAUUUCUGAUCUAAAAUUGCAUCAAUUGGGACGUACUGGGUAAUACUAUCUUACAAUUUAAAAAAAACGAACAAACGUAUUUAUAGGACCAUACUAUUAUACAUCGGAGCCUUUUGUCGGAUGGGGGUGGGGGGCUAGGCCUUCCACUUUUGAAACGACUAGUUAUGUAUCUACUACUACCACCACCACCACUACUACUACUGCUGCUGCUGCUGCUGCUUCUGCUGCUGCUGCUGCUGCUGUUACCACUACCACUAUACUACCGCAAAUCCCUGCUCAACAGCAAACUCUAUAGGCGCCUUACAAUCUAUAUUGUUACUCCAGCAGCCGUAAAAGCAUUCUGAAACAAUCUUAAUUUCCUUGGAAGCAUACAGUGCAAGCUGUCAUUUUAUAGGCACUAAACCACCAACAUACUGUAAAGCGUUAUUCUUUAGAAAAAAAAAACAACUUCAACCCUUAUGAAGGCAAAGGGUUAAAAACAUUCACAGAAUUCGGCGCGAAAGAAAUUCAGGUACUUCUUAAUGUAGUUUUGCGGGUUAGGUUGAUGCUGAAAAGUAUUCGUUACCGAUCGUUUUGCAACGCAGUAAUGCUAUUCUUCAAAUCCUGAUAAAUAAGUGGCUUUUACAAGGAACUUAGCCGUGUUCUUACAUUUUUUUUUCUUCCCCGGAACUGGAGGUGGUAAAUGUGAUUUUAAGGGCUCAUCAAAAGUGUCCAUCACGGCAUGGAGUAUAACGAGUUCCAGGUGGCGGGCUUCCAACUGGCUCACCUACUGUUGGCCUUUGUCCUGUCAGCAAGCUUUGUGUUUCUGCUCUACUGGCUCUGGACCUGGCCUUGUGGGGAAUCCAGCCAAGGGGCGACAGCGACAAGAUGUGAUACCGUGUUACCCAGACAGACAGUUAAGCCCCUUUACGCACUAGAGCUAGAGCCAGGCAUUGUUGUGCUACAGAGCGAGGACGGGUCGUUCUUUAGGAUUCUCCGCGAGUACGAGUCAGCUGACAAGCGAGGCCAUGGCAUGGCGGCCCAUGAACUUCCGCCUGGAGGAGCAGGGGCGAAUGGUCAGAGUGGUCACUACUACCUGCCCUCCUACACUAAAGCCCACUUCCAAACCCAGCCCACAGCUCCACUGCUCAACGUCUCUGAAGGCAGCUCUGACCCUUUCGGUGACGGAGCCCCGUGGGCCCCAAUACAGACUCUGGGCCCAAAUUAGCAUUAACAGUUUCGGGGUAUUUUUUUUUAGGUGUUUGGUGUUGCAUAACGGUUAUACAUGUCGUCACGAUUAACAUUCUUAUGUCAUUCAUGUUUCCGCCUUUUUUUGUAGUGUGGUUCAAAUUAGUAAUUCCUAUCUUUUUGUUGCGUGCUGUUAAAAUCUUAAGGGCCACUUGUGCACCGGGCUAAAAUAGAAAGUUCUAUUUUUUAAUGAUAUAUUUCUCAAACCUCAAAACAAAUUGUUUUUACUUUUUACUUAUACUGUUGCCUUGUGACUUAUCCUUUCACCCUUUGACUGGACAAGCUCUUAUGAAGUAGAAACAAAUGUUAUACAGUGCAUUCUAAUGCGAAGUGGAACUUUCGUUGUUUAAUCUAUGCCAUAUUUUUGUACAAACACAAAUGUCAGAAAUGUUCCAGUACUUUCCCGCUUGGGUUGAUAAUAGCCAUGACCUAUUUGCCUAUAUGGAACAAACCUGUGGAAUAGUCACUCGGCGGUAACCGGGAAUGCAGAAGUACCAAAGUAAUCAAACCCUAUAGAACCCCUUGGGCUAUCAAUCUUAUUGGUUAGACCGAGUUGAGAAAUGUGUAAUUCAAAACACACUUGAAAAAGAAUACACCAAUGUGGGCAAUCAAAUAGAUAUAUAGAAAAUCAAUUUUAUUGAUUCUUGCUGGAAAAGUUUGGUUACAACGGCGAGUACAAUGCGCACAUAACAAUAUACUAGUUCAAAACUUACAGCUACAUAACACAAUAUACUAUAAUGUCAUAUGAAGACAAUCUAACAAACGUAGCACCGUCAGUAGUAGUGCCUGUAUAAGAGGUAGGCUUUUCUCCAAGGACACACCCCAAUGACUAUCACCCUAAACUCUGUGCUACCAACACUGAUGUUAUUUAUGAGCAUUAACAUUUUUUGUAGUUAACCCCCCCCCCCGUCCCCCCGAGUAACACUACUGGUGUAGUGUCUUCCUGUGGUUAUACAGGUGGUCAACAUAAUCUAAUUAUUUUCGGAGAAGAUUUCCGAACAAGACAAGUUAUUUUUGCCUCUACGCACGUUCAGCAGUCCCACAUUUUGUCCUCGUGAAGACACGAAUUUUAUAACCCCUAUGGAGAACUCACAGACUGGAAUAAAGAGAGAGGACGCAAUAUUGAA
Molecule: messenger RNA, 3662 nt
Organism: Aplysia californica (California sea hare)
Lineage: Eukaryota; Metazoa; Mollusca; Gastropoda; Aplysiida; Aplysiidae
Exons: 5
Coding region: 2030-2515 (161 amino acids)
Source: RefSeq, a predicted model, not a curated record